AUGUCUACGCUUGAGGAGGACGUGCCCCGCUUGCAGGUCUUGGCGGCUAAACUGACGAAAUGGCUCCUGGCAGAAGAGGGGUUCGGACGUUCCCUGGACGACUUCUUCCGCGGUCACAGCCAGUACUUCGAUGACUACCAGGAUGAACAUGCUCUUCAUUACACAACCCUUCACAAGGAGUUUAGCACAAAGCUUGAGGCGGAGGUCGAGGGCUGGCUGGCUGAAGAAGGCCUCACCACUGACGACCUCGCACUGAUUCUCCGAGCUGCUAAGGAUGGUCUUGCUGGCGAGGAUGCUGCAGCAGAAGUCGAUCUAGUCGAGAUGAUGCUGGAGGCUGUCGACUACCAGAAGUGGAUAAGCUCCAUCUUCGCCCUCAAGAGGCGAAUCCGCGAGCGACGCAAAGUCCGCGUUCGCAAGGUGCCCCGCUUGUGA
Messenger RNA from Symbiodinium natans, 432 nucleotides. The record is from the annotation of a GenBank genome assembly. NCBI's taxonomy places the organism in Eukaryota, Dinophyceae, Suessiales, Symbiodiniaceae.